CGGCCCGACGCCGGCGCGUGCGCGGUGCGCGCGGCGGGCGCCGGCCGUCGCCCAGCUGCCCUCUGCCGGCAACUGGCAGUCGCCUCCGGAGCGCCGCAGCUCGCGGAAGUCCCAGCCCUGCCGAGUGCGACCGCCGCCCAGCCCAGAGCACGCCGCACGCCGCCCGCGGGCGAUGGCGCCGCAGUCGCAGCUGCAGCGGUAACGCCCGCCCGCAUCGCCAUGGUCCGCACUCGCCUCUUCUACACCGCCUCCGUACUGCUCCUGCUCGCAGGCCCGCUGAGGACGGAUGAGGGCGCCACAGAGGAGCCGGACGAGGACUACGCCGUGUCGGUGGGCGGCUCGGGACUCGGCGGUCCCUACUUCGACGUCUCGGCGUCCCGGAACGUCACCGCUCUCGUCGGAAGGACGGCACUGCUCAACUGCCGAGUGCGCAACCUCGGCGACCGCACGGUUUCAUGGGUGCGGCACCGGGACAUCCACCUGCUGACGGUGGGCCGGUUCACCUACACGAGCGACCAGCGCUUUCAGGCGAUGCACUCGCCGCAGACGGAGGACUGGAUGCUGCAGAUCCGGUACCCGCAGAUCCGCGACUCGGGCGUCUACGAGUGCCAGGUCAGCACGACGCCACCCAUCGGGCACUCCAUGUACCUCUCCGUCGUCGAGCCGGUGACGACCAUCCUGGGGGAGCCGCACAUGUACAUCUACCGGGGCAGCACCAUCAACCUUACCUGCAUCGUUCAGCACAGCCCCGAGCCGCCGCCCGCCAUCAUCUGGACACACGACGGCCAGGAGAUCAACUAUGACUCGGAACGCGGUGGGGUCUCCGUCAUCACGGAGAAGGGCGACUUCACGACGAGCUACCUGCUCAUACAGCGUGCAGACGCACCAGACUCUGGGACCUACACGUGCAGCCCCUCCAACGCCAACACCAAGAGCGUCGCCGUGCACGUGCUCAACGGUGAGUCUGGCGAGCGCCCGGCAGCUAUGCAACACGCGGGCCAGCGCCGGCUAACGCAUCCCGUGGUGGAGCUGCUGCUGCUCGCCGCCGCCACCGCCGCCUUCGCCGACCACUGCUGCUGAUGAGGGCGCCUCGCCCUCCCUGCGGUUGGCAGCCCUGCUGGUGUCGCCGUACCUUCACCACCGGCGCGGCCGAUCGGUGACUCCUCGACGAAGCAUCCUCAGCAUGUGAUAUCAACGCCUAACUCUGGAAAGUGUGAUCUCUGCUCUGAUGAAUCGCUAAACUUUACUCUUCAUCGGACAGCACCGGGACUGGCGUUCCAGUCGCGCCCUGUUAAUUCUUCAGUGUCAUUUGUGCUCCGGGUUGGCUUUCGACGGACACUUCUAAACCGAGGUAUCGAACGAGAUGAUCACCCACAUUGCAUCAGCCACUCCCACCCGAUCACUUACACUUUCGAGAUGACCGGUAUACAGACCGUAGUGCACUGGCCUACAUGAUUGGAGUAAUUCAGCAGUUUUCAUUUUAAGAAUAAAGGUCGCAAUUCUAUGCAAUAGAUUUGUGCAUACCGCAUGUUACUACAAAUUUCACUACCCGCGUGUUUGUGUUAUCGUCAUAGCCGCUUCAUUCCUAAGCUGCCUAGUCACUCAGGAAGCAGCAAAUGUAAGAGUGAAUGGCUCUAUAGGAGGAGCCAUUGAAAACAGUAAGUACCUGGAAUUUAAACGUUCUUCUUAUAAAGAGGCCUUGCCUCUUCAAAGUUUGGCCGUCAUUAUGGCCAGUCUUGUUUUCGACUUUGUGAAUUCAAACAGCUUUAAGAAAAUUCAUCCGAACUGCUCUCUCAGAUACCCUAUCCACAAUGUUCAUCAUCUUCUACUGAUCUUUAGCCUAUAACGUUAUCCUCCAAUAUCAGUCUUAUUGUAUUUUUCUCCUCUAGUUACAUGGUCAAAAUAUCUAGUUCUUUGGUUUUGAUUGUGUCAACAGCUUAAAAUCUAAUUGAACUAUGUGAGAGCUUCUUCCGAGUACGAAUGUGGCAGUAUUUCCUUGGUUCUGUAGAAGGACAAAUGGCCUUGCCACAGUUUUUCUCAAUUGCGUUUUUCAUAUUCUCAGAACUCAGUCUUCCAGAGACCAAAAACCCUGACAAGAACAGGCAAGGUCUCCUGACUUCUUACCCCUUGUGUUAUGUGAAAUUCAUUACAGUCGAAUCUUUUUAAUACGUCAUUACCGUUAUUUCAUAAACAAUUCUUCGCUAUUCAUAGUGACAAACGAGUCGCAUCUGACGGAGCCAUUUUCGUCAGAAUUUACUGAAAUAAUACGGUUGACAGUAAUGUCCUCGCUGAUGAUUCUGCCAACAACAUGAAAAAUGAACUUACAGUGUUGCUUUCAUUCCAACAAAAGCUAUUAUUCAUACAGUUACGUAAUAGCAAAUCUGGUAAAUAACGCACGCUGUCUUUACAACGUACUUAAAACGGUUGCCUCUUUUACAGAGGAAUGCAUAUUAGCUAUUGAAAUUUGUCAUAUGGUAAGAAGUGUUGAGUGGUUGAUAUCCCGUAGAUUAUGAAGUCUUUGGAGUGGCUGAACUAAAAAACAAGUACCAGACAGAAGAACGUAAGACUGCAUCCUAAGGAAAUUACCAUUCUGCGUCAUAAAUGAAACCUGAAUUUGAAAAUUGGCGCAACUCAGUAUGAGCAGUGUCGGCAACAAAACACUACAGCUCUGUACCUCAAAUACAGCUCCCAUAGGUCUCUCUUCUCUUACAUAAUAAUUCAUGUUACGUCGUAGCUGCUACGGCCACCACAUUGCAUCAGAAGUGGGCAAUAUAUCAUUACUCCCAAAACAGCACGUCAAACAUGAUACAACGGCUGUUAAUCACGCUCAUGAAGAAUUUUUGGGGUCGAAAUGCUGCUGGUUCUGUGAGUCCACGGUUCUGGAUGGGCUGAAAAGGGCCGCAUCGGAAGAAAAUUAUAGAUAUGCAUAUGUCCACAUAUUGCUUCAUUUAGAAAUCACCUUCAGAAACAGACAGCUUCACAUUUGUCUCAACGUUUUCACUCAUAUACAACAGAAAAUUUAUGUCGAUGGAGAUAAAAGACCGUUCUGAAAAUUUUGUUUAACGACGAUGUUUUAACUUCGAAUUGAACAAUUAACCGACGUUUCGUUAUUGACGGGCUGCACUGCCGGCCACAUUGACUUUGAGUAUUAUUUUCUGGUUUUACGUCUUAGUUCGGAGUGUUUUCUAAUGCAUUCUUCGCUGUUUUAAUUGCACUGUCUCGCAGUGUUGAUAUAAUUUUUUGCAUCAGUUUUAUUCUAGGUACGCUGUAUGCAUAACAUGUUGUAACAUACUCCGUAUGUUGGCCUUAAUCUGAUUUCUGCGACAUGUUCGAAUACACUCGAUCCGUUGUGUGACGUAGUGGAAAGAUGAGAUCACUUGAUCAUAUUUCCACCAGUUAUUUUGUUACACCUGGUAACAUUGUUAUGAUUCAUUUUCAUUCAUAUUUCACUCCGAGUCCGCAUUUAACGACUAUUAUCAGUAAUUGUCAGUUAUAAUUUUCUCCAAUCCACAUUGGAACCAUUACUUAAAGCUAAUCAACUUGGAUGAGUCACCGAAAUAAUUCGUUAGUAGCUGCCAGAACAUACCUUGUACGUCAGAUUGAUACAACCCCUCAUGUAACUUCCACAUUCUUUACAGGCUAGACACAUCUACUCUUGUGUAAAUGCUUUUUUUUUCUUUCGAUUUUUUCAUACUGUAGUCCUUUCUGCUAUGGUGGAAACGAUCUCAGUACCUGAUGAAGAUCUUAUAUACACCAUAACGUUAUUGUGAAUGACAUUGUAUUAUGCACGCAGUGGAUGUUAAAUAAAUGCGUCGACCAUAUACCGAUUUUACAUCGAGUUUAUAAACAGCAAGGUGCGGGUAAAAGUGCUUUCCAGUGCAAGUAUUUGGAUUUAGCAAACUAAGUCUCUCGUCCAUUUAUUAUUAAAUUACCAGUCCAGAAACUAUAAUUACACUUCAUUCUGAUCUCUCUAAAUUUUGAUGUGUGUAAAAACAUACUGAUAAUUGUGUAUUUGAAUUGCGUGAUACAGAUCCAAAGUUGUUAGUUGCUAAGCUUUUGACAAUACUUCACGUAACUCAGAAUAAAUACUUCAAGUGUGAUGUCUGGCUUCCGACUGACAAAAGAACUACAAAAAUUAACAGGUAUAAGGCCUUAUUUUGAAGAAUAUUGAAUGUAAAAUACAGAGAGAUAAUUUAUUUUCACGAUAAAAUACGACAAAAGAUUUGUCUAUGACUAUUUCUCAAAGUGAUAUUUUUGUAAACGUCCACAUCAACAAUUUUCUUGUAGAUAUUAUUCUAUUGUCCAAUAUUGAAGUUAUUAUGAGUAAAUACUUGUAAUUUUUACGUUCGAAAAUAAGUGACCGGUGCCCAUUGGUGUGUUAAAUUUUGCAGAAGAUAUAUAUGUUUUCUCUUGUCGUAGGUGAGUAUCUCUUUUACGCCGGUCGAAGGAAAAAUGCUUCGAAGAUGUUUGACAGAGAAUACAACCUAUUAAUGACUGUAAAUAUCCUUUAACUCUUAGUAAGUUUGGUCCUUCAUAAAUAAUUUGCAAUAUUUUAAAAUAAAAUAAACAGUUUCAUUGUU
This is a messenger RNA of Schistocerca gregaria, 4580 nucleotides long. RefSeq names its product zwei Ig domain protein zig-8-like. The record is from RefSeq and is a predicted model, not a curated record. Lineage: Eukaryota; Metazoa; Arthropoda; Insecta; Orthoptera; Acrididae. The transcript is spliced from 6 exons. Gene Ontology annotation, biological process: synapse organization. Gene Ontology annotation, cellular component: neuron projection membrane. Bases 220 to 1080 code for a protein of 286 amino acids.